CUUCUCGCGGGAACCUUUCUCAUCGGUGACGCCCUGGAACCGCCCACCUUGCUCGCUGACCCGUCGCUGGGUACUGAUCCUGUGAUUGAUGCGCAUGAUGACCACCUAUGGGAAGGAGAGAGGACGGUGAAGAGCCUUUACAUAGUGGUGCGCAACUUCAAGAUCGAUACCACGGCGGUGGAAAAUGACACGGGCGCGAGAGCGAUGGAUUGGUCGGUAGACCAAGGAUGUAGCCUUGUGAACGUGCAGUUUGUGAUGCCCAAGGGGUCGAAACACACUGGGUUGACGAUGGAAAGGGGUGGUAGUGGGUUGGUUAUCGCUGAUUGUACCUUCACCGGCGGAGCAGUCGACAUGGAAGUGUUCAACGAGCAGUACAUGCUAAAAGGGCUGAAGUUUGACGGCUGCCACACGGGUAUCAAGUUCAAACGAUCCUUCGUCACCGUCAUCCAGGGUUGUACCUUCUCUGAGUGUGCGGUGGCCGUUGAUGCCAGUCUGCCUGAUAGCACGGGAACUUUGUCCGUUGUCGAUUCGUCCUUCUUCAAUUGCGAGUAUGGAGUUGACGUCUACACCAAUGGCACUAUCCCAUCCGGUGUUAGUCCGCUUGUACUUCACAACGUCGCCGUUGAGGGUGACAACGUGAAGGCUGCAGUCAUCGGGUCUGGUGGCUCUACCCUGCUGUCGGAUUUGAAAUCUCGAGAUGUAACAUGGAUACAAGGAAAGCGUUACGUUAGCCAUCCUAUUCACAGGCACGAAAAGCUGACGCCUGGCGGGAGGUACUUUACAACGCCCAUUCCACAAUAUGAAAACUAUAACGUCAGUCAGUUUGUGAACGUAAAAAACGAGCCCGAGUUCUUUGUUGUGUGGGGGGACAAUAUCCAUGAUGAUGGACCCGCAAUCAACAGCUUACUCCAGAAAUACGCUGGCUGCAAGAUAUUGUUUUUCCCUCAAGGGAUCUACAAGACCCAUCAGACAAUUCACGUACCGCCAGGCUCGCGACUCGUUGGGGAGGCGUUGAGCGUGAUCGCCGGCUGGGGCGAUCAUUUUUCAGAUCCCUCCGACCCAAAGCCCAUUCUAGAAGUAGGCAAGGAAGGCGAUAGGGGAGUUGCCCAGUUCACCGACAUGUUGUUUUCGGUCGGUGAUGUGUUCCCGGAGCGGUCAUUGUCAAAGUCAACACCGAGGCCAGAACUCCCGGUGAUGUCGGCUUUUGGAACUGCGUUAUACGUGUCGGCGGCUCGGACGCUCUGUGGUUCUUGA
This is a messenger RNA of Neurospora tetraspora, 1254 nucleotides long. Its product is annotated as pectate lyase superfamily protein-domain-containing protein. The transcript is spliced from 4 exons. The record is from RefSeq and is a predicted model, not a curated record. Lineage: Eukaryota; Fungi; Ascomycota; Sordariomycetes; Sordariales; Sordariaceae. The annotation marks the transcript as partial.